AUGAGUGAAAUACUGCCCCAAGUACCCUCCCCAGGAAGUGCUCUGUACCACCGCAUUCCAAAGUGUGCGCGAUGCAGAAAUCACGGUGCGUUGUCAUGGCUUAAGGGACAUAAACACUACUGCCGCUGGAGGGACUGCACAUGCUCCAAAUGUCUUCUCAUUGCUGAGCGCCAGCGUAUUACGGCCGCUCGAGUGGCCCUCUUGAGACAACAGAGAAAGAACUCAGAAGUGACGCAAAAAAUGGAACAAAAAGAUGAAGACAAAGACCAGAUGAGUAAGGGUUUUGGAGAUGAUGUUUAUCAAAGGCCUUCCAUGGUGCUAAACUCCAUGUCGUCGUUACAAAGAAGAAAAGACAGCGACGAUGAGUACGAAGGUGGGAAAAAUUUACUUCACAAAUGAUCUGAUCCUUUUACUUGCAAAAAUACCUAUAAUGGAAUUUAUAAAAAAAAUAUGUCUUAAACUGAAUUUGCCAGUGAAAGUGUAGUUAUUACUAAAAAAAGUGUCAGGUUUGCACCACAGGAUUUUUUUCAUGGGCUCUAGAGUUGGAACUACAUUAGGUGUGUGUCGAAGUAAAGGAAACAUAAUUCGGAAUAGAAAGCGCGUUACUAGGGAAAUAACAGAAUUUGUUAAAUCUUAAGGCAUUGGGUGUAGCCUUGAGUUAAACUAGUAUUCCAUGGAAUAGUAUGUAGCAGUGCUCUUUUUUGCUUCCGAGAAACCAGCCAAGAUACUUAGCCGGGAUUUUCUUUUUAACCCACAGAUGAAGGUAUCGAUCAACAGCUAUCUCCGACAUCAUCUAAGGAAAACGAGGACUUUCAAAAUGAACAGUCUUCCCAGCCUGAGCCGACUAUGAUCGAUGGUGUCCGAAUAAAAACCGAGCCUGGAAAAUCGCCAGACGAAGACGACGAGGAAAGAAGUACAGUUGUCACGACAAGCGAAGGCGAAACUCAACGCCAGUCUCCAAAGAGAAAACUAAACGGAGAAAUGCAUCAAGAGGAGAUCGAUGUCUUACGACUGCAUACGAAGAUGCCCCGAACAUCUGAAAGCCCUAGUUCGGGAAGAAAGCUACAUCCGGAUCCACUCGGAUUGCUCAUCCGAGCGUUCCCGAGUCAGUGCCGAAGCGUUCUUGAAUUAGUUCUUCAAGGAUGCGGCGGGAAUGUAGUUCAAGCUAUUGAGUGCUUGCUUCAAAAUCAAGAAAAGAAGCAAUUUCCUCUUCCCAUGCCAGUGCCGGUAAUCGCCAGUGUUUCCGGGCCACCACCAACAAUUCAUCCCGCCUUACAUUUUCAAGGUCCAUCUCUAUUUCGCAAACCGGAGCCAUUUUCACAUGGAUACCACAGACCCCCUCUUAGUCCAAACUGUCCCUUUCCCCCACCUCCACCACUACUGAAGCCAAAACCACAGGUGACUGGUUAUCCUUUCUCUAUGGAAGCCGUAUUGGCUUCACCACCGAGCAACGCAAGCGCGGGUUCGAGUUCACCCAAGGGCGAGGACAAGCCAGCAUCGAUACACUUUUGUACAAAAUGCGGACGAAAAGCCAGCUGCGAGGACAAUUUUUGUGCUUUUUGUGGGCAAAAGCUGCAUAAAUAA
Porites evermanni is the source of this 1584-nucleotide messenger RNA. Lineage: Eukaryota; Metazoa; Cnidaria; Anthozoa; Scleractinia; Poritidae. The record is from the annotation of a GenBank genome assembly.